Drosophila guanche is the source of this 1758-nucleotide messenger RNA. RefSeq names its product actin-related protein 2 (gene Arp2). Lineage: Eukaryota; Metazoa; Arthropoda; Insecta; Diptera; Drosophilidae. The coding region runs from base 137 to 1336 and encodes 399 amino acids. The transcript has 7 exons. Gene Ontology annotation, cellular component: actin cortical patch; Arp2/3 protein complex. Gene Ontology annotation, molecular function: actin filament binding. Gene Ontology annotation, biological process: Arp2/3 complex-mediated actin nucleation. The record is from RefSeq and is a predicted model, not a curated record.
UUGCAAAUCAGAGCCUUCCCCCGAACAUUUGGUGAAACUCAACUUUGGAGCAGACCAGAGCAGCAGCCACACAUCAAUAGCAGCAGAGGAGAAGCAGUCGCGGACAGUUUCCAGUUCCAGUUGGUGCCCCACAAAAAUGGAUAGCAAGGGACGCAAUGUGAUUGUCUGUGAUAACGGCACAGGGUUUGUGAAGUGCGGCUAUGCCGGCAGCAAUUUCCCCGCCUACAUUUUCCCCUCGAUGGUGGGGCGACCCAUUAUCCGGGCGGUGAACAAAAUUGGUGACAUCGAAGUGAAGGAUUUACAUGUCGAUGAUCUUAUGGUCGGCGAUGAGGCCUCCCAGCUGCGAUCACUACUGGAGGUCUCCUAUCCGAUGGAGAACGGCGUGGUGCGUAACUGGGACGACAUGUGUCAUGUGUGGGACUACACGUUCGGCCCCAAGAAGAUGGACAUUGAUCCGACAAACACAAAGAUACUGCUGACAGAGCCACCCAUGAAUCCCACAAAGAAUCGAGAGAAAAUGAUUGAGGUGAUGUUCGAGAAGUACGGCUUCGAUUCUACAUACAUUGCCAUUCAGGCUGUGCUUACGCUAUACGCCCAGGGUCUGAUAUCGGGCGUUGUUGUAGAUUCCGGUGAUGGGGUGACGCAUAUUUGUCCCGUCUACGAGGAGUUCGCCCUGCCACAUUUGACACGCAGAUUGGAUAUUGCUGGACGUGAUAUCACCCGCUAUCUGAUUAAGUUACUUUUACUGCGUGGAUACGCCUUCAAUCAUUCCGCUGACUUCGAAACGGUCCGAAUCAUGAAAGAGAAACUCUGCUACAUUGGGUAUGACAUCGAGAUGGAGCAGCGUCUGGCCCUGGAGACGACGGUGCUGGUUGAGUCCUAUACGUUACCCGAUGGCCGUGUGAUCAAGGUGGGCGGUGAACGAUUCGAGGCACCCGAAGCACUAUUCCAACCGCAUUUAAUCAAUGUCGAGGGCGCUGGCAUUGCGGAGCUGGUCUUCAAUACGAUCCAAGCGGCGGACAUCGACAUACGGCCAGAGCUCUACAAGCAUAUUGUCUUGUCUGGCGGCUCCACCAUGUAUCCGGGUCUGCCCAGUCGAUUGGAGCGCGAGAUCAAGCAAUUGUAUCUGGAGCGAGUGCUGAAGAACGAUACGGAAAAGUUGGCGAAAUUUAAAAUACGCAUUGAGGAUCCACCGAGGCGAAAGGAUAUGGUCUUCAUUGGCGGUGCCGUCCUGGCGGAGGUGACAAAGGAUCGGGACGGCUUCUGGAUGUCCAAGCAAGAGUAUCAGGAGCAGGGACUCAAAGUAUUGCAAAAACUGCAAAAGAUCAGCAACUAGGAGCAGGAUUUUGAUUCAGAUUGAGAUUGAUAGAUGACAAGGAUGAACAAGUGUUUUAGCAAUUAGUUUUGGCAUUCGGCUCUGUCUACCAAUGUAAACCAAUUCGAUUGGCAAUGCCCGAUGCCUGAUGCCUGAUGCGAAACGUGUGUGAAUGUGCUUUUUUUCCACCUGUGUUUGAUUGAAUGUUUCCUGUUCCCAACUCACUCGGUAAUUCAUUCUCAGAUGAUGCUGUGCCCACUGCCGAUAUCUUUGUGUCAAUUUGAAAUAUAUGUUUAACGAUUAUCUGAUUAUCUGAUUAUGAUUACGAUUACGAUAAUGUGAUUCAAUGAUUAACCCACAACGCCUCGUUCUCUAUUUGUUCCACAAUGUUGUAUUCUCCAUCCAUCAUCCCAUGGCAUAAAUGUAUUGAUAUAUUUUUUAAA